UAGCUCAGCUGGUAGAGCGCAUGGCUUUUAACCAUGUGGUCGAAUGUUUUCAACUUUUGUGUCUGAUAUUUUUCCGACGCCAUUAGCUACUCCACCCACCACCCUCAAAAAAUUGUAUCCCCUCGAUUGGUCAUUUCAUCCAUGGCGUUUCUAUCAGUCCCCAACAUUUUCUCUUUGGCUGGUCCUUCAAUUCCAUCUCGUUGCUCGACUCCAUCAGCAUAUCAGCAUUCAUUGCAGCUGAAGUCAUCCAGCAGACUAAACCUCCCCGCAUUAUGCACCAGUUACGAAGUCGGCGCAGCAUUUUUGGCCGAGGAAUUCGGUGCUCAAAAUGGAAGAGCGGAAAAUCCUGGACCUGAAAGUGGCAAUUUUGAUAGCUCUCAGUAUGAAGUUAUUCUUAAAGGCGGUGAACAAGUUACCUCCGUUCUUGAAGAAAUGGCCAAACUAUUGGAAGAUAUGAAGAUGGAUGAAGCAUCUGAGGAGGUGGCAGUGCGAUUGGCUGCACAAGGAGUGAUUGGGAAGAGAGUUGACGAAAUGGAGUCCGGGUUCAUGAUGGCCCUUGAUUACAUGAUCCAAACUGCUGAAGAGGACCAGGAUGACAAGCGCAAAUCACUCUUGGAAGUUAUCAAGGAGACUGUAUUAUCCCAUCUUACCAAGAAGUGCCCCCCUCAUGUUCAAGUGAUAGGCCUGCUCUGCAGAACUCCCCAAAAAGAAAGCAGGCAUGAAUUGCUCAGGCGAGUAGCUGCCGGUGGUGGAGUAUUUCAAAGUGAGAAUGGCACAAAAGUCCAUCUUCCUGGGGCAAAUUUGAAUGAUAUAGCUAACCAGGCGGAUGAUAUUCUGGAGACAAUGGAAUCUCGUUCUGUUGUUCCUGACAGGAAGUUACUAGCAAGGUUAGUUUUAAUCAGAGAAGAAGCUAGGAACAUGAUGGGAGGCGGAAUACUUGACGAAAGAAAUGAUCGUGGCCUGAACACGCUUCCUGAAUCAGAGGUGAACUUUUUAACUAAACUUGUUUCCCUAAGACCAGGGAAAACUGUACGCAAGAUGAUAAAAAACGUGAUGCUAGGUAAAGAAGAAGGUGCAGACAGUUCAGAUGAUGAAGUUAGUGCUGCUGGUGGAAUUGCAGGAGGGGCAAGUGUAAGUGGGCGAAAACCAUUACCUGUGCGCCCUGGCAUGUUUCUUGAGACAGUUACAAAGGUGUUAGGUGGCAUAUAUGGAGGAAAUGUCUCUGGAGUCACAGCACAGCAUCUUGAAUGGGUGCAUCAGAACACACUUCAAAUACUUCAAGAGAUUGCAUUCUAGUUGUUCCUUGCAUUACUUCCCAGGAACUCCCAGAGACGAAAGCCGAUUAAUCCUGCCUACAUAUCUUGGAAGCUUGUGUAAAUUUGGGGUGGGGGCGCUGGAUUUUGCAUCUUAUACAGCAGUCUCGAGUCUUGUUUAGUUCACAAAGAAUUUUAGAAUACUUAUGUAUAGUUGUCAUACGAACAGCAAGGAGUAGUUAGAAGGAAAAAAGUAGAAUUUGAAAUAAAAUUCUGAGACAUCUACUGUUGGGAACACCUAAAGCAGAACACAAGUACCGAAGGUGUAGAUGUUAAAAGACUUGACACAACGCAAA
Messenger RNA from Lycium barbarum (goji berry), 1609 nucleotides. RefSeq names its product protein PEP-RELATED DEVELOPMENT ARRESTED 1, chloroplastic. The coding region runs from base 142 to 1296 and encodes 384 amino acids. Gene Ontology annotation, biological process: regulation of DNA-templated transcription. The record is from RefSeq and is a predicted model, not a curated record. Gene Ontology annotation, cellular component: chloroplast nucleoid. The transcript is spliced from 9 exons. NCBI's taxonomy places the organism in Eukaryota, Viridiplantae, Streptophyta, Magnoliopsida, Solanales, Solanaceae.